Cylindrotheca closterium is the source of this 1212-nucleotide messenger RNA. Lineage: Eukaryota; Bacillariophyta; Bacillariophyceae; Bacillariales; Bacillariaceae. The record is from the annotation of a GenBank genome assembly.
AUGACCACCACCAGCCCAGACCCAAAGAUUAUUGACCUUUUGAAGGCCAAGGAAGAUGGGAGCAAGCCCUUUGCUUCCAUUGAGUUCUUCCCACCCAGAACAGAGGUCGGAGUGAAGAAUCUGUUCGCACGCAUGGACCGCAUGAAAGAAGCAAUUAAUCCUCUUUUCACCGAUAUGACAUGGGGUGCUGGAGGCUCCACCGCAGAAUUGACACUCAAACUGGCGACACAUGCACAUGAACAUGGCCAUGUUGCAAACAUGCACCUCACCUGUACCAACAUGGAGAAAGAUGGUGACCCAAAGAAGGCAGUUCACGAAGCUCUUACAACUGCAAAGAACAAUGGAAUCCGCAACAUCGUUGCGUUGCGAGGUGAUCCACCAGCUGGUGAAGAGGAAUGGAAGGCUGCCGAGGGUGGUUUCACAUGCGCCCUUGAUCUUGUCGAAUACAUUCGUGAGAAUUUUGGACAAGAGUUUGGAAUUUCUGUUGCAGGAUACCCCGAAGGUCACCCAAAUGCUAUUUCUGAAAUUGCCGAUCCAUCCAGUAUGUCGGAGGCUGAAAAGGGAAGAAGUUCGACUUUCGACGGAAAAGUAUUCACCUGCAAGGACGAAGACUACAAGAAGGAGAUGGAUUACUUGAAAAAGAAGGUGGACGCCGGAGCAGAUUUCAUCAUCACACAAAUGUUCUUCGACACCAAGGCUUUUGGAGCAUUUGUUGAAGACUGCCGAAAGUGGGGCAUCUUGUGCCCUGUUGUCCCUGGAUUGAUGUGCAUCAAUGCAUAUGCCGGAUUUUGCAAGAUGACCAAGUUCUGCAAAACCCGUGUUCCAGCAUCGCUUCAAGCUAAGAUGGAUUCGAUGAAGGAUGACCCCGACGCUGUUAAGGCUUUCGGUGUUGAAUAUGGUAUUGAGAUGUGCAAGGAUCUAACUGCGAUUGGCGUCGACGUCCUUCACUUUUACACUCUCAACUUGGAAAAGGUCACUUAUGGAAUCUUGGGAGGUCUUGGAUACGAGGUAAAAACAGCAGCUGAUGAAUCAGAUGCCGCAUCGAUGGUUGCCAAGGGGAGUGCUUGGGCACGUGUCGGCGACCAAGUGAAAACAAACGACGGUGCCACAGGAACAGUCUUGGAAAUAUUUUCCAAUGGAUCAGCUAAAAUUGCUUUCGAAGGCAAGGAACCUGUUUCACUUCCAAAGUCCCAAUUCUCAAAGGUAUUCUAA